AUGGGGCAAGUCGAAGAACAGAGAUACGUGUGCAGAAUCUGCAGCAAACCCUGCGUUAGUGGGAAGUCUUUGGGAGGCCAUAUGAGGGCUCAUUUGGCUUCCAAGAAAUCAGCUGUGAAUCCCAACUGUGUGGAAGAAUUUGGAGAUAGUGAUGAGAGCAAACACGCCCUUACUGCAAAGACAACGAAUUCUUGCAGAGAAUGCGGCAAGGAAUUCGCCUCGUUGAGGGCUCUUUCGGGCCACAUGAGGUUCCAUUCGAUCAAGAACAAGAAGGAGGUGCAUUUGUGCAAGGAAUGUGGCAGAGGGUUUGAAUCCAUAAGGGCUGUGUUUGGUCACAUGAAGAGCCAUUCUACUAAGAAGGUGUCCAGUGUUGUUGUUGAGAGUUUCUGCCCGGUUCGGAGGAAGAGAUCCGAGAUCAAGUAUAAGGGCACUGGGUGUGGAAGUUUCUCGAAGCUCAUCUCGGAUUCUGAUCACUCUGGAGGUGUUGUUGCAUCAAAUGUGUCUGAAUUUGAAAAUGGAAUGGGAGUUGAUCUUGUGUGUGAUGAGGGAUUCUUGAAAGAUGGUAUUGAAAGCAAUGGAUGUGAUGAUGAGUCUUGUGAAAAUGGAGCUGAUCUUGAAAUGGUGGAGGAGAAGCAUAGGGCUAUGAGCUCUGAUUGGGUCGAGCAAGAGAUGGGGUCGGGGGGAUCAGCUCGUGGCUCGUUGAGGGAGCUGCGAGCAUGA
Messenger RNA from Salvia hispanica, 720 nucleotides. NCBI's taxonomy places the organism in Eukaryota, Viridiplantae, Streptophyta, Magnoliopsida, Lamiales, Lamiaceae. The record is from RefSeq and is a predicted model, not a curated record.